This is a messenger RNA of Botrytis byssoidea, 3489 nucleotides long. RefSeq lists its product as uncharacterized. The coding region runs from base 1 to 3489 and encodes 1162 amino acids. The record is from RefSeq and is a predicted model, not a curated record. The transcript has 3 exons. NCBI's taxonomy places the organism in Eukaryota, Fungi, Ascomycota, Leotiomycetes, Helotiales, Sclerotiniaceae.
AUGAAAAUCAAGAUUUCCGCUAGACUUUCGUCCAGCGCGUUUCUUCUCGUAUUGCUCCCUGCAGCUCAAGCUCUGCCACAAUGGCUUCAACCACACCUUCGUAAUGCCAAUGCGGAUGUGUUUGCUCCUCGGGACUAUACAAUCUACGAGAGAGCAGAGGAAAUUCACGAUCGCUACACGCCAUAUGGAUAUGGACCUCAGCCUACCUUCACCAUAAACCCAAUCACAACCGUUGAUCCCGAGGAGACUUCAUCAUCCAGCACUAAAAUUGGAUCUGCUACAGCUUCUGUUUCUGGCUCUUCCGUCAGCGGCAUACUUUCCACUGGUACUUCUCCUGUUAGUUUGUAUACUGGUCCAGGAUCGAUUGAACCUUCCGUAGUUACUUCUUCCACUGUUUCAUACUCUACAAUCACAGUUUCUGUUUCUGCUACAGAAGGUUCUCCCACGGCUUCGGCUUCGGCUUCGGCUUCAAGCUAUGAUCCAGGAACUUCUGCGUCAGCGACAGGGGGCAUAUCAUCGGAAUCUAAUGGAAUAUCGCCAACAACACCUGGAGCACCAGAUACUAUUCCUACCGAGUCUAGUGGUAGUUCGCCAAUAACAUCGGCAGGAACAUAUGAACCUUCUCGUAUCACUUCAUUGGAAUAUUCUUCUACCACUCCAAGUGCAACUACUACUGAUCACUGCAAUCAUGACAAUUGUCUCCGCGAAUUUAUUCGAUCUUCUUUCAUUGUUCGUCCAUUUUGUGCUACCUACACUUUGUCGGAAAAUACUGCCACUGCAUAUCUUCCAACAUAUGUUUCACAAUGCCAUGAUUCACCUUCAAGGAUCUCAUCUGCAUGUUCAUGUUUAAAUACUGGUGCCGCCACUACUCCAGGAAGUAUCGGUAGCAGCGCAUCUUCGACACAAGCAGGAACAGAAAGCACAUCCCAAAUAAGUGGUGCACCAACUUCUUCUGGAACUCAAAGUUCUUCAUAUUCAUCACCUGCCGGCUCAGAAUCUUCUGCUAGCCAAAGUUCUUCUAACACUAGUCCUGAAAGCUUAGGCUCUACGGUGACGAACACUCAAACCUACACCAUUACACCUACCAUCACUGUAACUUCCGGAAGCCAGACGACCCAGCCAUCAGGAAGUGCGCCAGGUGGCGCGUCAACAAACACUUCACCGGGAAGUGAGGCGACAACCACUCCGAGUACGAUAGGAAGUGAGGCGACAGCUCCCUCGUCUGGCGGUGAGACGACAUUGACUCCACAAGGAGGCGAGACGACUCCUAACCCAUCAGGUAGUGAGACAGCAACUGCUCCUUCUGCUGGUACCACUAUUUCUGGAGAUAUAACUCCAAGUGAAAGCUCAAGUAAUCCCAGCUACACUUCAGGAGUAUUGAGUACAGACUCUGGAAUAUCUGCACCUGCGACCUCUACCGGCCCACCUUCCACGCCUGAAAAUUCAUCCACUCCUGCCGGUACAAUUAGCUCAUCAACAUAUGUCUCUGCUAGUUCGUCAUCUGCAGGACCUUACACGAAUACUUCAGCUUCAGCAACCGGGUCCCUAACUUCUGCAAUUUCAUCAAUCACUCCAUCUGGCGGUAUCUCAGUAUCGGCACCUGGAAGCUCAAAUGGUGGUAGUGCCCCCUAUACAAAUUCGACAUCGGGAUCAUCACCAGCAACUACAAUCGCUUCUUCAAGGACUGCACCAUUUACCAAUCCUUAUCAAACUGGAACUGGUCUUUCUAGUGGAAGUGUCUCUGGCGGCAUUUCAAGUUCGAGUGCGUCGGCACCUUUGUACACAAAGUCGACCAGUUUAGCCAGCUCAACUUACCUCGGUACUGCGCCAUUAUCUUCCGGCUCAUCUGGAAGCAGUAUUUUGUCAACAGGAACUCCAUCAUCCACUCCUCUAUACCCACUCAACUCGACAUCCACCUCAAGUGGAGUUGCUGGGCCUACGGGAUCAGGUAUAUCGGGUGGUAUCAGCUCCAGCUCGUCUGCCAGUGCUCCUUACCCAACGGGUAACAAUGCUUCAACGACUACUGGUCCAACUGAUACAGGAUCUGCACCGACAUCUUCUUUAUUAGGAACUGGUACCUCUGGGUCUUCUGUCUCUGGAAUUAUCAGCUCUUCUGCUGAAUCUGUUCCAUACUAUCCUUAUGGAAAUAGUACUUUGUAUACAAAUCUUCCAACUGGAUCUGGAACAGGAACAGGAAUUCCAAGCUCUGUAUCAGGAGGUAUCCAAUCAAGUACCGGUGUUUCAAGCUCAGGGAGCUACUCAUCUUCUUCCAGUGUUUCCGGUGGAAUCACUUCGUCGCUGCCAUCCUCUGCUCCAUAUCCAAUCUCCAACAGUACAAAAACAGCAGGACCCACCAAUCCAGGUACCUCAGUAUCUGGUGGUCUCACUCCUGUUACUUCUGCACCACUUGGCACUGGAAGCCCACCAUCAUCAAGCGUCUCAGGUGUCAUUAGCACUUCGCGGGCAUCUUCCCAACCAUACCAACCUUAUCCGUAUGGAAACUAUACCCUUCCGCCACUAGGCACAGGUACAGGAGGUGCAGCUACAUCAACACCUUUCGGGUCCGGAAGUUCACCAUCAAGCAUCGGCACAGCGCCUCAAGGAACAGGAAGUUCAAGCGCUGAUUCAGGCUUGUCAUCGUCAGUUCCAUACCCAACACCUUCCAAUGGGACCUUGACUAGUGGACCAACCGCACCGACAGGAACCGCGCCAAUAUCCAGCAGUGAUUCUGGCCAAUCGUCAUCGGCUCCAUAUCCAGCUUCAGGAAACAGUACUUUGACUAAUGGACCAACUGGAACUACAUCUAUCUUCAGCACUGGCACAGCACCUUUAGGAACAGGAAGUUCAAGUACUGAUUCUGGUUUAUCAUCGUCAGUCCCAUAUCCAACCUCUUCAAACGGAACCUUAACUACGGGACCAACUGGAACUUCAGGAACUUCACCAAUCUCAAGCUCAUACCAAUCAUCUGUCUCUGGUACUCCUACCAGUAUCGGUAAUGCAACUUCGGUGCAUCCGACCUCAUCUGUCAGUACUUACGAUCCUAAUGGAUCUACUUCCAGUCAAGUAUCCGUAGGAACCUCGUUAUCUUCGUAUUCAGCAACAGGCCCAUUUAAUACCAGCACUGGAGCUUCUCCUACUGCGUCUUCGUCCUCAGGUGACUCUGGUACGUCGAUCACGUUGGUAACGUCGCCACCAUCCACAUUUGCAACAUCGGUUUCGACUGGUACAUAUGCUGGCACUAAUUCUUCUUCCAUCAUCUCAUCAGCUUUAACUUCUGACUCUGGUUCUUCAAUCUCAUCCACAGAUUCUUCAAGUGCUGCCCCUUCUACAAAUGCACCCACUCCAACCACUACCUAUUCUCCACCACUAACUUAUGCUCCGCCACCUCCACCAUACUACGCACCACCUCCACCAAAUUAUUAUGGCUGGGGAUCAUGGGGCAGAAAGCAUCAGAAUAGAGAUGCUGGUAGUGUUCGCCGUUGGUUCUAG